Messenger RNA from Protopolystoma xenopodis, 1095 nucleotides. NCBI's taxonomy places the organism in Eukaryota, Metazoa, Platyhelminthes, Monogenea, Polystomatidea, Polystomatidae. The record is from the annotation of a GenBank genome assembly.
AUGGAUAGUGCCCACUCUUAUAACGACGUUGACGUCCUCUUCUCCGUUGAUCUGAGCACCAGCAGUUCGACGAUGCAGCGUGUCAAGACCACAGUUCUAGAUGCUUUGAUGAGCUUCCUACCAUCCGGGGCAGAAGAGGAGUUCUCCAUGAUAACGGCGGCCGCCUCACCACCACUUAUAGUUGCCCCGGCCUCGAAUUUGCCCUUGGCUACUGCAGGAUUCCAGCUACAUCCGAGUCUGGCUGAAGCAGAAUUGAAUGAGCCCACUAUCACAGUGACCAAUGAAGAAGGAGGAGGUGAGCACUGUUACGGCGACAUCAGGAAAUACGAAGAAGAGGAGGAUCCACUGUCAAUUGGAAGGCUGAAAGAUGAGCAAAAUGGAGAUGAGGAGGCUGCUCAGCUGAAAGAUACAAAGAAUAAUGGGUGCAACCUGGGCGAGGAGGAGAAAGAGGUAAAACUAGGAAAAGAAAUGACAGUGCUGGGCCUGGCUUCAGACAUCGAUGCCGGUCCCUCCCUACGGUCUCACGAUGUCUCUUGUCCGCCUGUCAAGCUCAUAUUGGCUCGAGCUUUGCGCUCCAAUUCUUGCAAUGAUCUCCUCCUGGCGGCUGCUUCUGCUGUCGUCGAGGACGGCGUGAUACGAGGGCCAGCAAAAUCUUAUGAAUCCACGGACACAUCAGGAAACCCUCACUCUCGACCCGAUCCGGCGACAGUGCGGCAAAUGGUCAGCCACAUUGCGGAGGCCAAAUGGCGCUCAGCAUCGCCGCUCUCCUGUCAAGUAUCUGAUGCAUCUGCCGCCAGUUUGCCGGUCCCGGCCGCCUCAACUUCCAGCGUACCAACUGGCCGUAUCAACUACGCACCCUUUCGCAAUUCCACGUCUGAUCCCAAUUCAUCGCUCGCUGCUGGCCGCGUUUUCGCCUCAGCAGAGGCUACACCAUCAAGUCGAUCGGUUGCCGGCGGCUCGAAGAGUCAUGGUUCCGGCCUUGGCCGACUGGGAAAGGCGUUAUGCUACAGUGUCUCGUGUUUGGCCUCCCCCUCGGCUGAACAAGGCCUGCCACAGAUUCCUGGCGAGAGGGGCAUUCAGCUGAAGAGUGUUCAG